CAGUUGAACAGAACGCCACCUUGCGUUUCAGUCCGACUAAAGCUCUGUGUUAAUUAAUCGAAAGCAGAGCCGCGCACCGUUUAUUACACCUAAACGCAAUUUAAAGGCGGCAAAUUAAAACCUGCAGAUGACGGUAAUCUGAAAUAAAAACAAAGUGCUGAGAAAAAUCAUCAGGGCAUGGCAUCAUCUGUGAGAAACCGUGUUAAUGUUUUCAAGACCUUUAUUUAUGCAGUUUCCGGCUCUUUUGGAUUUUAUUGCAUUUUUGAAAGUAAAUCGUCCUGCGGAUUACUUAAUUUGCUUUUUGUAUUUGUUGUGGAAAUAUUCCCCUUUGAAAAACAUCAAAAGUUAAGUGUCAGUUAAAAGCUGACUCCAUGCCCUCGGAUACGCCCGUAAUUCACGGCUUCUAGUUUUGCAAUCGAACCGGUCGUUGUCGAGGGUGAAUCCAGUCUCGCUGCUUCCUGCUUAUUUUAAUCAUGCCCCGAGAGCUGCGAUGUGCUAACAGCUUCGAGUGACUCCUCGGACGCUGCCUGACUCUUUCUAUAGCUGUGACAACUGCUGUGAAGCUUUGGAAUCAACUGUGCGAGACUGUCCGGAACCGCGGGACCGACCUCCCCUCUUCGACUUGACAAGCUGCCACGGGUAUUAUCCAGGAUCAGAUAACAGCAGCUCCCAAGUCUUGAACUGAUAGUCCCCAGCGCAGGCUUGAUCGGAGCCAAGAACGCUGAGGCUGUGAUGAUGAUGCUGAUGAUGGUAGUAAAACCGCCGUGGUAGGAGGGUCCCGGCUGAGUGCACGUUAAUUAGUUCGCCCCAGUGCAACGCUGUGCAGUUUAAUCGGUUGCUGUCUGCUGGCCGGGGGGGGGUGGAUGGGACCAAAAUCCUUUCACAAGUCUUUCGCUGCACACAGCUACCCCUGCUGUCUAAGAGAACAGAAACAAGUCGUGUAUGUGUGAGAGAGAGAGAGAGAGAAAGAGAGUUUUUGGACGAACUCUUAUUUCUCACUUGCAGUUCCCAGUUGUCUUUAGUUUGUCUGAGCCAAUUUAUGAUCUGAAACACUGAAGACAACUUUGGUUUUGGCCGCUUUACUGGAAUUGUCUAUUGCGUCUUAACUACCAACAUGACACUUUUGGGCUCAGAACAUUCUCUGCUUAUCCGAAGCAAGUUCAGAUCAGUUCUCCAGCUCCGUCUCCAGCAGCGGCGAACUCGCGAGCAGCUAGCAGACCAAGGCAUCAUGCCACCUCUAAAGAGUCCAGCUGCGUACCACGACCAAAGAAAGAGUCUGGAACGAGCCAAGACAGAAGAUUACUUGAAACACAAGAUUAGAAGUAGACCUGAGAAAACAGAUCUGGUUAAUAUGCAUAUCCUACAAGAUACACCUGCAGAGGGUAAACUUCAAGCAACUCAGAUGAAGCUCAAGCGGGCAAGGCUGGCUGAUGAUCUCAAUGAGAAGAUAGCCCAAAGACCUGGGCCUCUGGAACUGGUGAAGAAGAAUAUAAUUCCAGUGGACUCGGCUGUGAAAGAGGCAAUCAAUGUUGGCCAAGUUAAUUUCCCUAAGGCCCCUGAUACAUUUUCCUUUGAAGAAGACAGCAGCAAUGAUGCUCUGUCUCCAGAACAACCCGGAAGUCAGGAAUCCCAGGGGUCAGAGAGUUUGCCUUCGGAAACAAAGUUCACCGAGUCAUCGUCACCUCUCGCAACCACUACAAUACAGUAUCUUCCUCACCUCUCCCAGCAUUGUGACGUAAAGAGAUCUGCACCUAAUAACCAGAUCAGUCAGCCAGGAAGCCAAAACCAGCAGAAUGGCCAAGUUACCACACCAAUUCCAGUGCCAGCAAUUGUUAAAACAAAGCCAUCAUCAGAUGGGAAGAACCAGCGACACAAGAAGCCAAAGGACACAAAGCCAAAGGUGAAGAAACUGAAGUACCAUCAGUACAUUCCACCGGAUCAGAAACCAGAGAAGUCCCUCCCUCCGAUGGACUCGGCCUAUGCCAAGCUGCUCCAGCAGCAACAGCUCUUCCUUCAGCUGCAGAUACUAAGCCAGCAACAACAUCACCAGCAACAUCAGUACAACUAUCAAAACAUUCUCUCUAGUCCUCUGAAGCACUCUGGUGAUCAGAUCUCCAGAAGCACAUGCACCUCAACUACUACUAUGCCAGGCAGCAGCAUAUCUCCUGUGAAGUCCACGAUAUCAGGUCAAGCCACCAGCUGCCCUUUGAAGCCAGGACCACUUCCGUCCAAUCUGGAUGAUUUAAAGGUAUCAGAAUUGAGGCAGCAGCUGAGAAUAAGAGGCCUUCCUGUGUCUGGUACAAAAACGGCCCUCAUGAAGAGACUGAAACCUUUCCAGGACUCCAGUGGAAACAGCCUGCCGGUCAGCAGCACCAGCACCACCUCGUCCAGCUCAGUCAACGAGAUGACGACUGCAUCGUUCCCAAUAACCUCUGUGACCUCCCUGUCGAGCUUUCAGACUCAGACUGCCACCACCGUGCUGCCGAAUGGCUUCUAUCAGUUUGGCAGCACCAGCUCAACCCCGCCCAUUUCCCCAGCGUCGUCCGAUCUUUCCGUAACUGGCUCCGAUUUGAGCGGGUUGCCCGAUAGCUUCAGCGACGUACCCGUGCCAUCCCCGCAGCUCGGACUGCAGCCAUCGCCUCUUCAGCUAAGCGCUGAGGACAGCCUGAUGAGCAGCAUGAAUGGGGGCAGUAUUCAGGCUGACAUGGAAGGUUUCGACACCCAGAAAGACAAAAUGCUGAUGGAAAAGCAGAAGGUUAUCGAUGAGCUGACCUGGAAGCUGCACAUGGAGCAGAAGCAGGUGGAAGAACUGAAGAUCCAGCUUCAGAAACAGAAGAGGAACAAUCAACACGAGCAGCAGUCUUCCUCUCAGCCACUCUACAGUGUGUCUGUAAAGCAGGAAAACCUGAUGUCCAGCUGCCCGUUUGCCGGGCAACAGAUAACCGACAGGAGUAUGACACCAAUGAUCUCCUCCACGUCCAGCAACAGCUCCACAGAAAGCUUAAAUACCUGUGGCACACCGCAGAAACCUGGUGUGGUGAACAGUCAGAUGUGUGCGGAGACCACAGAGCACAGCACGGUGAGGUCACCGCCGUUCCUGAGUCCACAGUGCUCACCGCAGCAUUCUCCCCUUGGAGCAAUAACUGGCAGCCCUCAGCAUGCCAGCCUUCCCCCAUCCCCGAGCAACCACUUCCUUCUGCCAGUGUCACCUGCCCCCCCGAAUGGAGAUGGGCGUAGUGGUUCACCCCAUCAGCUUCAGUCCAUUCCAUCUUGCAACGCUCAGCUCAAGAUACAGUGCUCAAAGGGCCAGGAGGUUCAGCAACAAAAUGGCAGUCCACAAUUCCAGCAGCACCUCCAACAACAUAUAAUACGACAGCAGAUCCUCAGAAAGAUGAAUGUACCUAAUUCUGCAAAUCAAGUUGGUCAAAAAUUUGUCAUCAAUACUGCUUCCUUCUGUAAUUCAAAUUCAACCCUUAGCAAGAUCAAACAACCUCCGUCGUACGAAGAUGCUGUGAAACAGCAAAUGUCUAGAAGCCAGAUGGAUGACCUGCUGGAUGUGCUGAUUGAGAGUGGAGAAAUGCCACCAAAUGCCAAAACUGAUCACCACUGUGCUCAGAAAUCGGUGCCUCAAAUCACAGUCUCUUCAGGAGCCUCCACUGUGACUGCACCUAGGUCUUCAACAAGUCCUUUUAACCACAUGUCUCCUCCUCCGCUCUCCUUUGACCAUUGUGCAAGCAACAGUGACAGUCAGCUUGAGGCCCUCCUUAACUCGCGGAGCUCCUUGAGCAGGGGAGGUGAUAUUACACUGCUUAAAAUUGGCAGUGAGGAUUCCCAGCUCGACGGCAUUGGAGAGGGCUUUUCUACCAACUCCCGGGAAGAAAUGCUGAACACUCGAGAAAUUCUGGAAAACCCCCUUUCACCAAUGGAGACCCAGAUGUCGCCUUCUUCCACACAUAACCAUGUUAUGAACCUAGGUCUUACAGAAACUCCCUUGGAGAACAUGGACUGGCUAGAUCUCACACCACCCAGCUCAACAGCGGGCUUUGGAUCGGCUGGUUCCUCCACCCCGAGCAUCUUCUCUGCAGAUUUCCUGGACGUUACAGACCUAAACUUAAACACAGCCAUGAACUUGCAAUGGUAACAUGCUCAGGAAACUAGAAACAACAGGUAAAUUUAAAACCAUUUAAAUGGCAAAACAAAUAAAAAGGAAGCAUAUUCCUUGUGUAUACAAGUAUGUUGGCAACUGUAAAGUAAAUAGAGGAAUUCAUUUGGCUACAAGAUGGUUGCCCUGUAGUUGUUGCAUGUAGCACUGCUUGAAUGAGUUAAAAGCUUCAUAAAGUUAUGUAUUACUGUGGAAAGUGAACGCGGUCGAAUCACCCAGAGGACACCUGCUUUAAGUCUAAAUCCGACUAAGUUGGCGGGGCAGUAUAUAGGUGAGAAAAACCGGCCAACUCUCAAUUUGACCUUGUGCACACAGCCUGCAUUUUUGCCUUGUACAUAGCUUAAACUUACUCAUAAUUUUGCAAGAUUUUUAUAUAAUUUUUAUCAGAGGAAGAUUCUUUACUAAGCAAGCAAUACUUGCUAUCUUGAACAAAAUACUUGCAUCCUUUCUGAACCACACUUGCAAAGUCACCCUAAUUUAUGCAAGUAUUUUAUUCUUUGUAUUGUGAAUACAUAUUUUAUUGUUCACUUUGCACAAUUAAGAGUAGAAAAGUUUGUCACAUUUUGCUUGUUUUAUAUAUAUAUAUAAUAUUUUAUAUAUAUAUAUAUAUAUAAAAAAUGUCUGCUAAGUAUUAAGAUUUUAGAAGGCAUUCCAUGCAGAUACUUGGUAUGAUUUUUUUUAAAAAUCAGCGAGUAUGAAAUUAUGCAUUGUAGUUCUAUGUAUUUCUAUUGCUAUUUGCUGACCUGAAAAUAUAGGAAAUGGGAUGGGUAAGUGAGAAUUUGUUGUUUUACUUAGGAUGCUAUGAGAAAACAUUUCCUGCCUUCAUCCACCCAUAAUGAAGCUCCACUCUACAAAAAGCAGUGAAUUCUGCAAUUGCAGAUUUAAAUCGAAUUGAAACAAAAGAAGCUUUCCCUGCUAGUUCGGAAGCUGGAACUCCCUACGUAGAUCUGCAAACAUAAUCCUGAGCGCAAACUUGGAUAUUGACCAACAUUGAUCUCUUUUAACUAUUUUUAGCGAGCAACUCAUAGGCCCAUGUUAAAAAAAAUUGAUAAAUAAGGAAUCAAUUUGAAAGGGAACAACACCAAACAAGAAGUUGGUGACAAUAGUUCCAACCCUCGUCUUAGUGUAAAGAACAUAGUUUAUUUUUGGUAAAUUUUAUUCAAACCAAAGAAGUGCUCAGAAAAGAAUUAUUUUCGUACCAUUUUGUACUUUAUAUUAUCCCUUUUUGCAAUGUUAUUUGCAAUAAAUGUAAAUCAAUGUGCCCAUUUUGGAACAGCUAACUAUUCUGAAAUCUCUGGGCACAAUUUGUGAUGUGAUUGAAAUUUUAGCUAAGGAUUUUCUUGUAUAGUAAUAACAUAAAUUAAUAUUGUUCAGUUCACCUUUAGUUUCUAAAAUGUAAAAGCCAUAUCUGAAAGGUACUGUGCAGGGAAUUAAUAUUUAUUACCGACUAUAUUUUGAACCUUCUAGUUUCCUUGCUUAUUUGCUACCUUGAAAUUUCAAGUAUGGACUUCUCCAAAUAGUCAGAAAAAGUCUAUAUCAUUAUAAGAAUUGUAGUGAGUAAUUAUCUUUUGAUGUCUGUUCAAAAGCACUUCAUUGUCCAAGUUCUCUUUUGUCAAUGUCAAUGGCAUACCUACAAUUUGUUUUGUAUUAGAGCUAAUUCUUAGACAGAGUAACCAGGCAGUUUCAUCUCUUUCAGUAAAAACCUGCUACAUCUGGUUUUCCUAGUGUUCUCCCAUCCAAGUAUUAAUUGGGUAGAGGCCUGAUUAGCUUCUUGACAUUAGAUAGAGUCAGGCAUCAAUGGAUUCCUUAUUUUCUGUUCCUUUUGACUCCCCCCACCCAAACCAUAAGCAAUAUUGUAAAAUAGCCUUGAAUUAAAUCAUACUUGGAAUGUAUAGACUCUUAUUCUAAUAAGUAUAUCUCAUUCCCAGGUCAACAUCAAGGUAUGAAGGGCUUUGAUAUUCUUUGUGAACAAACAUAUCUGAUGAUUGCAGUAUAUUUUUAACACAACAGAGUAACACAAUAUUACACUGCUUUAAAUUAUAAUCGCCAGUCAAUCCACAACUGACAACCUGUGCAAGGCUAAAGAGAGUUCCCAGUGAAUACGACAGAAUUGCCAAAUCAUGAUAAAAUUGUGCAAAAUGUAACAGUGAUCACCAGCAUUCAAAUUUAGCACACUCUGUAUACCUUUACACUGUGCAUGAUGUCAUACUAACUUUCAUUUAAUCCUGCUCAUGUUCAUACAGUCUUGUUACUCAGAUGGUACUGUAAUACUCUGCUGACAUGAGUGUGUGUCUAACAUUUUAGGAAAGUAUUAUUUGCUAUCUUCAAUGAAAGAUUAAGACAUUGGUAGAUUUCUUGAUCCAUUUGAGAGGCAUACGAACAUACAAAUUAUGUAUGAGUUGAGGCCACUUGGCCAUCAAUCCUGACAAUCGUUUAAUAACGCAAACACGAGGAAAUCUGCAGAUGCUGGAAAUUCAAGCAACACACACAAAAUGCUGGUGGAACGCAGAAGGCAGGCA
Molecule: messenger RNA, 6681 nt
Organism: Mobula hypostoma (lesser devil ray)
Lineage: Eukaryota; Metazoa; Chordata; Chondrichthyes; Myliobatiformes; Myliobatidae
Gene: myocd
Product: myocardin
Exons: 14
Coding region: 1115-4141 (1008 amino acids)
Biological process (GO): cardiac muscle cell differentiation; smooth muscle cell differentiation; positive regulation of transcription by RNA polymerase II
Cellular component (GO): nucleus
Molecular function (GO): transcription coactivator activity
Source: RefSeq, a predicted model, not a curated record